CAGGCAGACUCAGAGAGAGUCUCGUAGAGAGAGAGACACAGAGAGAAGAGAGCAGAGACCUCACUCACCUGGGAAGGUUCCUACAAUUUUGAUUCGUCCGACAUGCCUGUCUUAGGCUAAAGGCUUUUAUUGGGAUCCUUGGUCUACGUCACCCUCUUGUGAACAUCUGCCAAAAUCCAUCUGCAACGCCUUUGUGCAUGGUUCGACAAUGGUGAUUUAGCUCUCGGACUAGUAACUCUAGCUUAUUCAUAAAUUCACCUUGUUAACACUUGGGUAAGAGAAUCGUCUAAUACAUUAAUGUUUCGAGUGGUUAUAUUUAUGACGGAUUGUCUCCCAUAUUACGACCGAGCAAAUUUAUAUUAGGUUUACCGUUCAUUUCAGGAUGGUGUUUGGUUUCGGUGUAUCGGCCCUUUUAUUUCCUUCCUGAUACUAAUGUAAACCUCAGUUGCUCAAUUGUAAGGUAAUUUUAAGUGGGUUAUUAUUCCUAUGGGUAUAUUUUUCUACAUAAAUGACCAUGACUUUUAGAUACUAAUCUUCCUGAAUAUUUCUUUCCAGACAGCGAGCGAAGCAGAACGAAGGAAACGCCCUACGAUCUACGUGAAUUGCCUUGUUCUCUUACCAGUUGUUUAUAACUACGGUACUACGUCAUUUUAAAGGCUUAUUUAUGUAAUAAAUAUCAUAUUCAAUUACAUUUUUCCUUCUAACCUUUAUUUCAAAACACAGUUUUUAUGGUGUUCUGCUUAUGGCGCCCAACGUGGGGCAACACGAAGAAAGGUGCUUAAUGAUGGUGCAGAUGAUCCAGUAGAGAAUUGACCACGACUGGGGCUCCCAAUAGUCUCUCAUAUUUCUAUUUGUAGGACAUUGAUAUUUUCCUUUCCAGGAUAUUAACAUUUUAUUGAAAUAAAUAUAAUUUUCCUUUUCAGAAAAUUAACAUUUUAUUGGUUUGCAUUUGUUAUACUUUUGUUAUAAUGGCUAACUUACAGGUACUGAUCGGACAACGAAAAGUCAUUCGGAGAAAAGUCACCGAACAAUUCAAUAGGUCUGACACCUAUUCUGCCCUUACACAAGAAGAAAAGUUAGCUAUUAAAGGUCUUCUUGUUAAUUAUAGAAACAAGUUGUCAGAGCUAGAUGAUCAAAUCCUCUUGAAGAAAUUUCCUGACAUAUGUGAUGAAGCAGAGUUAGAGCCAGAAUUAACAAGUUGCCAGGAUUAUCUAGACAAAAUUGAGCAUUGUCUACCAUUACUUGAGAUUUCAAGGAGUAAGAAUGAUUCUAAUAAUAUUCCCGACGUGGCCCGCAGUUUACUGAAACAGCCAACAGCUCCUCUUCCUAAGUUUACAAGCAAAGAAGGAGAAGAUUUCUUGAAAUUUAUAGCAGAGUUUGAGGCUACAACUAAUGCAUUUCAGUAUCCAGACAGAGAUUUACUUUUAUUGCUGAAGCAACAGGUAGACGGUCGAGCAAAGACUUUAUUAAGUUCUCUGGAAGCUGAUAAACAGCGUUAUGUAGAUGCCAAAGAACUAUUGAUUUCCGCCUUUGCUUCUAAGGAGGUUUGUAAAAACAAUGCAAUUAGGAAAAUUACGGAGUUAAGUCUAAGAGAGGGUGAUGAUCCCUUCACAUUUAUUUCCAUCCUCCGAUCAGUAUGCGAAGCAGUCAAGACUUUUAACAUUGGAGCGGAUGAAUUUGUCAGAUAUUUUGCUUGGCACGGCUUAAAUGGUCGCUUUCGGCGUCAUCUUAUUAAUAUUACAGGAAAGACUCAUCCUUCCUUAAAUGACAUUAUUUCACAUUUCUUUGCAGCUUGCGAAAGGUACGAAAGUGACGGGAAAGGUGUUGAAAGCUUGAAGUGUAAAGCUUCGCCUGUCAAGACCUUAACACUCCCUCUUCGUAAAGAGAGAACUACCAGCAUGGCUGCGGAAGCAGUAACAUAUGAUAAAGAUAAGUCUUCGCCUCGGUGUUCCUUGUGUUCUGCGGUUGGAAAUACUGAUAAAUUUCACUUUAUUCAUAAGUGCCCUAAUUUUCUUUCUCCUACAGAUAAAGUGCAUAUUUUAAAAUCUAGAAAUGGAUGUGUAAAAUGCGGCCAGUUUAAUCAUGUUUCCGGUAAGUGCCGUUUUAAAUUAAAGAGACGCUGUUCAGAUUGUAACAGCUGGCAUAUGACUUACCUGUGUGAUAGUAGUCAGUCACCAGGCAGAAACUCUAACAAUAUUAAUAACGGCAAAUCCAAGGUGGAAACUUCUCAAAUAAGCAGCGGUGUUGCCGUCCUUCCUACUUGUCAUGGUGAUUCCAUUUUACCCACCUUUUCAUUUAAAGUUGGGGGGACUGUUUACAGAGGACUGAAGGACAGUGGUUCGCAGAGCACGUUUGUCACUAAGAAAUUGGCGGAGGAGAAUAAUCUUAAAAUCAUUAACACUAAAGUAAAGCUAACAGUUAAUGGGUUUAAUGGCAACAAGGAGUAUUUUACUGAAAUUGUUGAAGUUCCUGUUACGAUCGGAGAUAAAUCCUUUAUAAUUUAUUGCUUGGUUGUACCAAACAUUAAUGUAGCAUUGAAAUUACCUCUGCUUGGUAGAUUAGUUGAUAAAUUUCAGGCACAAGGUGUUAAACUAGCUGAUCAAUUCCUUCAUAAAUUUUCUCAUGAAAUUGAUAAUGUUCAGCUCAUUUUAGGUACAGACUUCGCUUAUUGUAUUGCAGGUACAGAUACAGUUUUUGGAGGAAUAAAUUCAUCGAUGUAUACUGAGUGUCAUGCAGGUAUUUUGCUGUCUGGUAGCAUUGAUUUAAUGAUUAAGAAUAUUGAUAAUUUAGCUGAUACGAGAGUGCAAGCCUCGGCUGUUAGUAACCCAUUUGAGUGUAGUUCUGCUAUUCAUAUCCAGAGUAGUUCCUUUUUGCUGAACUCUAAAGUUGAUAUUUUUGCCGAUGAUGACAUUAAUACUAACUUUGAAGUAAACUGUUCAUUUUCUGUAAUAAAUGAAAGAGGUAUGCUUAUGGAGAAACCACUGCAACAGGCCACUGAUCAACUUCUAGAGUCUGAAUGUAAUUAUUACUUAAAUUACUAUCAGAAUUUCUACAAUGAUGAAAGUAUUGAACUUAACAACCAGUUGGUCGAAUUUACCAUCAAAACCCUUCGUCGUAGGGAGUCUGAUGGACAGGAUUCUCGAAUAGCAAAUUUAAAGAAAUCUAUCUAUUCCAUGAUUUAUAUGGACAAUGGGGCUAUUACUGCCAAUACUUCAGAGGAGUUAGAGUGGUCGUAUAAACAGCUUUCGAAUAUAUUCAAUCCCUAUAAAUUUGACGUUCAGCAGGUUGUAACUAAUGACUCAAUUUUACAGGAUGAAGUGGACCGCGAAGCCGAGGCAGCUACGCCUUUACGACCAGAUUUAAGUAUAAAUGAAGUUCCAGAAUUGUCAACUACUAUACCAGCAUUUGAGAUGCCCACUGAGGUUCAAGCAACUCCUUCCACAGCUCGGUUGAAGAUCCAGAAUUUGACCCUGAUCAUCCAGCUAUUUCUGAGAAUUACCUAA
Molecule: messenger RNA, 3503 nt
Organism: Macrobrachium nipponense
Lineage: Eukaryota; Metazoa; Arthropoda; Malacostraca; Decapoda; Palaemonidae
Exons: 5
Coding region: 969-3503 (844 amino acids)
Source: RefSeq, a predicted model, not a curated record